AGCAGCAGGAGGCGCACAGCGCUUUCUCUCUGCUGCUCCUUCUCUCCCUGUGCUCCAGAGUCUACGCAGGCAGAAGCCUCUUCAGGAUCACGACUGCUCCACGACCACACGCUUCCCUUCUAACUGUGUUGUUCCUUCUUUUCUGAAGUACACUCACAGAAACACUACAACCUUGGCUGGUGGGCUCAGCUGUCAGCUUUAGUUUGUUAACACUAACUAGAAAUGAAAUUUACCAUGCAGACCACCACUCACGUUAAGGAAAACACUGUAUUUUCCCCCUUUUCCUGCCACAGUCUUCUGCUGGGGGAGAUCCAGAGAGGGCUUGUUAUCUACAUAUGCUUCUUCAAAGGUGCUGACGAGGAUCUUGUCCCAAAAAUUGUCGAUACGCUGUUGAAUGUUAAAUUAAGUGAAAAUGAAAAUGGCGAGUUUGUCUCUGUUCUUGAUUUACCAGGCGAUGUACUCAUCAUACCACAAGCCACCCUAGGUGGUAAACCAAAGGGAAGAAGGAUGCAGUACCAUGCAAACAUUGAAAAAGAAAAAGGGUUGGAACUUUAUUCUCAGUUUGUGACUCUGUGUGAAAAAGAGCUGGCUGCCAAUGCCAAAUGCAUGGCAGCUGGUGUUCUUGUCAAGCAUGGCACAUAUGGAAACAGGCAGGUGUUAAAACUGGAUACAAAUGGACCUUACACUCACCUGAUCGAAUUUUGAAAAAAAUAAAUUGUAUCCCAAAUACA
Molecule: messenger RNA, 731 nt
Organism: Melospiza georgiana
Lineage: Eukaryota; Metazoa; Chordata; Aves; Passeriformes; Passerellidae
Gene: DTD2
Product: D-aminoacyl-tRNA deacylase 2
Exons: 4
Coding region: 223-705 (160 amino acids)
Biological process (GO): tRNA metabolic process
Cellular component (GO): cytoplasm
Molecular function (GO): D-tyrosyl-tRNA(Tyr) deacylase activity
Source: RefSeq, a predicted model, not a curated record